AUGGCACCAGGACUUAUUGACUCGGGAAUUACUUCCGAAUCCUCAACUUCGCCAAACGGAGUCAACAAGCCAACGGUUUGUCUACUGGAUACGUUACAUCCUCAAGCCAUCGAACGCGCCCGGUCGUUAUUCAACACUAUACUACCUUCAGACCCUAAGCACGCAGAGUGGAGGGAGCAUGCUGAAUACCUGGUGAUUCGCGGAUCGUACCUGACCACAGAAGACGUCGAAGCAUGCAAGAACCUAAAGGCCAUCGGAAAACAAGGUGUCGGGAUCGACAAGAUUGAUGGAGAAGCCUGCAAAGCGCGCGGAAUCAAGAUCUUCAACACGCCCGGAGUCAAUGCGCAGUCUGUCGCCGAGACAGUCCUUUCGCUCACGAUGUCUGUAGCUCGUGAGAUUGGUCGCAUCAUAGCGCUACAGAGUGUUGGCAUCAAGGUACCGAAAGAAACUUGCUCCGGCUUGAUCAUCAACGACAAGACGGUCGGCAUCGUGGGUAUGGGGAACAUCGGGCGGAAAGUCGCACAAAUCUUCCAAGGCGGACUAGGGUGUCGUAUAGUCUCAUACGAUCCACUAUUGCCAAAGGAUGCUUGGGAGGACAUUGCGCACACACGGGCAGAGACGCUUGAUGAGGUGCUCUCUGUCUCUGACGUUCUAACACUACACGUGCCUCUUCUGCCACAAACCCGAGGUCUCAUCUCGUAUGAACAACUUAAGAUGAUGAAGCGCACUUCCAUUUUGAUCAACGCCGCGAGAGGUGGAAUCGUGCAAGAGGCGGAUCUCGAACGCGCUUUGAAAGAAGGUCUCAUCUGGGGAGCGGGUCUUGACUGUCAUGAGCAUGAACCACCAACAAAAGAGGUAUAUGGUAGUCUUUGGGAGACCGGACGCGUCACUGCAAUAGCAGCAGUAGAUCGAUUGUAUGAGUAUAUUAAGACUGAAGGCGCUAUGUAA
Alternaria alternata is the source of this 948-nucleotide messenger RNA. RefSeq lists its product as hypothetical. Lineage: Eukaryota; Fungi; Ascomycota; Dothideomycetes; Pleosporales; Pleosporaceae. The transcript is spliced from 2 exons. Bases 1 to 948 code for a protein of 315 amino acids. Gene Ontology annotation, cellular component: cytosol. Gene Ontology annotation, molecular function: NAD binding; glyoxylate reductase (NADPH) activity; hydroxypyruvate reductase [NAD(P)H] activity. The record is from RefSeq and is a predicted model, not a curated record.